CAUUCUACUUUCCUACUUUCUACGUAUUUAGCGUCAUUCUCUUUUGUCUUCUUUGUUUAGGUUUGGGACGUCUUUCCAAGCGUGCGUUGGUGUCACUGUGAAAACAUACUUGGAAAAGUAAGAAGCGGUUAGAAAGAGGAGGCAGAAGUGAACUGUGACUUGUCUCCUGACAUUUGCAUCUCUUCAAUUUACGCAUUUCCAUCCUCGCCAGAAAUGAAUAAUAGACAAGAAGUGGAGGUGUCAACUGCAGUUGACAAUCCUACUUUGUGGCUUACCUGGUGCCGACUUUGUGCCAAGUCAGCAGAAAGCAAUCAAUUAAUUUUCCCUAAGAGCGACACAGGACAAUCAUCUCUGUUGGCUACAUCAAUAGGAAAGUUCUUUUGGGUUAAUAUUAAGGCUGACGACCAAAUAUCAACAAGUAUAUGUAAGGAAUGUCACAGGUUAAUUGACCAACUAAGCAGUUUUACGGAACGCGUUAAUAAAGUCCAAACACUUUUCUGUUUACUACAGAAUUUGAAGCCAACCACAGAGACAGAUGCCAAUAGUAUAAGAUUGCAGAUUGGCUUAACGGAGGAUUGGGAACACAUAAUAAAAGAUGAACCAACUGACACAAAAUCUCUUAAACCAAAGUUCGCUAACCAGGAAGUGCAAACAGAUCUAGUUAUCUUCUUUAAUACUGGCUGUAGUUCGAAUACUCGCGAGAUAUCCUUAGAUAAAACUCGUAAAAAUCAGUCUUCCGGGAAAGAAGAACCCAGUCAACAUAAAAAGAACGAGGUUACAGAAACAAAAAGAAAACCGUCGCAGCAAAACAGAGAUUUAAGUGAAACUGGAACUGACGACGAGGUGGUAGUUGAAGUCGACACCGAACAAGAAGUCGUACAAAAUUUCGAGUAUCUUAUACAAAAUAAUGACGAUUUAAUAGAAGUGGAUGAAGAUCAUUUUAGAUAUAAAAUUAUUAAACACAAAAGGUCGUCGGGGAGCCAAGAGCAUGGACAGGAUGUCGAAGAUAGUGAUUUGUUUAAAGAGCUAAAAUUCAAAUCUGAGGAAAUUGAAGAUGAUGAGCUUAAGUCGGUGGACCAUUUGUCCCAAGAUAAUAAUACAAAGUACAGUAACCUACCUUUGGAAGAAGACGAAAAUGUCUCGGAGGAAUUGGAAGAAGACUACGUGGAUAUGGAAGAUGAACAGUACUACGAGGAGGAGUAUGAUGAUUUGACAGAUCCCUCUGCAAAAGGAGAGGAAGAACCUUCUUCUACUCAAAAUUCACCGAAAUCAUCGACUGUACAGAAGAGAGGAAGACCAUUCAAAAAGACGGACCGAAAGUCAUCUGCAUAUCGCUAUGAGUGUGAAGAUUGUAGGAGAAAAUAUAAAAAUCCCAAUGUGUACCGUAAACAUAUGCGAUCUUGCCAUAACGUAGUAAUAGAAAGCAUGCCAGAUUUUGAAUGUCCGAUCUGUAAAAAAGAUUGUUCCACACGCGGUCGUCUUAAGCUGCACAUGAGGCAACAUCUUCCCGAAGAAGAAAAGUUGGUAGUUCCCUGUCCAUUCUGUGAUCGUAAGUUUGGCCAAAUCGGGGCAAUGCGGCAGCAUGUAAAAGGAAUACAUCAAGAACUAAAACCAUACAUUUGCGACCAGUGUGGUCGUGCAUGCAAAACUCUAGCCGCAUUAAAAGAACACCAAUUUGUCCAUACCGACGAAUGCCCUUUCGAGUGUAAUGUGUGCAAGAAGCGGUUCAAAAACAAGCCGAGACUAAAGGCUCAUAUGGAUACGCACAAUGAGUCUGCAUACAAGUGCGAGGACUGCGGCCUAAUUUUAAAUACGAGAAGAACGUUGCUGCAGCAUCAGUUGGUGCAUAGUAAUGUUAAGCGAUUUAAAUGUGAAUUCUGUGAUGCUGCAUUUAAGAGGGCUAAAUCGCUAAAAAACCAUCUUAUACUUCAUACCGGGUUAAAGCCUUACAAGUGCCAGUUUUGUGACAAAUCGUUUUCAAAUGGUUCGAAUUGUAGGUCCCACAAAAGGAGAGUACAUCCAAAAGAAUUGGCGGAAGAGGAAGCCAGAGGCAAGAAAAACGAACCAGUCCCCAUACCGAAAUUGGAGGAUUUAAAGGCGGCUAAAACCGCUGUUGUGCAACCCAGGAAGGUCAGGCGGCAAAAUAUUUCUACACAUCUCCGCCGUAAGUCUGAUGGUCAGCAGAAUAGAUCUGAAGACGAUACCGACGACACUGCUGUGGAUACGUAUGAAAUGUCAGACAUGCAUUAUGAAAUAAAGGGCGAUAUGUAUAACGAAGAUGUAGAUGGAAAUCAAGAAGAUGAUGAUGAGUGCGAGGAAACAGUUAUAUAUGAAAUUAUUGAUGAAAUUUAGUUAUGUUCGUCCAAUGUAUAAUAUACAAUAAAAAAUAUUACGUUAAUAUUGAGCA
This is a messenger RNA of Musca domestica (house fly), 2407 nucleotides long. RefSeq names its product zinc finger protein weckle. Gene Ontology annotation, cellular component: nucleus. Bases 214 to 2352 code for a protein of 712 amino acids. The transcript is spliced from 4 exons. Gene Ontology annotation, molecular function: zinc ion binding; DNA-binding transcription factor activity, RNA polymerase II-specific; RNA polymerase II cis-regulatory region sequence-specific DNA binding. The record is from RefSeq and is a predicted model, not a curated record. Gene Ontology annotation, biological process: regulation of DNA-templated transcription. NCBI's taxonomy places the organism in Eukaryota, Metazoa, Arthropoda, Insecta, Diptera, Muscidae.